Molecule: messenger RNA, 6733 nt
Organism: Colossoma macropomum (tambaqui)
Lineage: Eukaryota; Metazoa; Chordata; Actinopteri; Characiformes; Serrasalmidae
Gene: kidins220a
Product: kinase D-interacting substrate 220a
Exons: 31
Coding region: 215-5245 (1676 amino acids)
Molecular function (GO): protein binding
Source: RefSeq, a predicted model, not a curated record
UGUACAGAAGGCGGAGACGCAGGGAGUCAAAUUGAAAUUGCCCACUCCUCCUGAACAAAAUGGCUGUCUAUCCAAAACAAGAGUAACGUUAACACGUUGAAGAGCAGCUAGAGGGAAAGCUCAACUCUCACUCUGACCCCGAACCGCUCUGGACCUGGAUAUAUUCUCUCUGUGCUAAGAAAAUUCCUGUAGCGGCGGAGUCCACGCUGUCACCAUGGACACAACGGGAUCUCUGAAGAUGACCGCUAUGGCUGUCCAGAGUAUCUUCAGCCAUGUGGAGGAAGAGAACCUGCCGGCAGUGCGAACCUACCUGGACAAGUACCGGGAGGUGGACAGCAGGAGUGAUAAUGGACAGACUCCUCUGAUGGUGGCGGCCGAGCAGGGCAGUCUUGAGAUUGUGCAAGAGCUCAUCAGGAGAGGAGCCAAUGUUAACCUGGAUGAUGUGGAUUGCUGGACUGCACUGAUUUCUGCUGCCAAGGAGGGUCAUGUUGAAGUGGUGAAGGAGCUGUUGGACAACAAUGCAAACGUGGAGCAUAGAGACAUGGGUGGUUGGACCGCUCUUAUGUGGGCAGCCUAUAAAGGUCGUGUGGAAGUGGCCCGCCUGCUGUUGGAGAAAGGUGCGAACCCCAACAUCACUGGACAGUACAGUGUAUACCCCAUCAUUUGGGCAGCUGGCAGAGGCCAUUCGGAGAUUGUCCGGCUGCUGCUACAACACGGUGCUAAAGUCAACUGCUCUGACAAGUAUGGCACCACAGCGCUAAUCUGGGCAGCCAGGAAAGGCCAUUAUGACUGCGUGAUGCAUCUGCUGGAGAGCGGGGCUAAUGUGGACCAGGAAGGGGCGAACUCAAUGACUGCUCUGAUCGUGGCAGUUCGUGGUGGAUACACUGAGGUGGUGAAGGAGUUGCUGAAGAGAAACCCCAACGUCAACAUGACGGACAAAGAUGGCAACACAGCGCUGAUGAUCGCUGCCAUUGAGGGCCACACUGAGAUAGUGCAGGACCUGCUAGACGCAGACACAUAUGUCAACAUUCCUGACCGGAGUGGAGACACUGUUCUAAUUGCAGCAGUGAGAGGAGGCCACGUGGAGAUUGUCCGAGCUUUGCUACAUAAAUAUGCUGAUAUUGAUGUCAAGGGCCAGGAUUGCAAGACUGCCCUCUACUGGGCUGUAGAAAAAGGCAAUGCCACCAUGGUACGAGAUAUCCUUCAGUGUAACCCAGAUACAGAGGCCUGCACCAAGGAGGGGGAGACUCCACUUAUUAAAGCCACCAAGAUGAGGAACAUUGAGAUUGUUGAGCUUCUUCUCGACAAAGGAGCGAAGGUGUCUGCUGUGGAUAAGAAAGGAGACACAGCCCUGCACAUCGCCAUCAAGGGCCGCAGCAGGAAGCUGGCGGAGCUGCUUUUGAGGAACCCUAAAGACGGCCGCCUGCUCUACAAGCCCAACAAAGAGGGCGAGACACCUUACAACAUCGACUGCACUCACCAGAAGAGCAUCCUCACUCAGAUCUUCGGAGCCAAGCACCUGUCUCCCACUGAGUGUGAUGGUGACAUGCUGGGCUACGACCUGUACAGCAGUGCGUUGGCAGACAUUUUGAGUGAGCCCACCAUGCAGCCGCCCAUCUGCGUUGGCCUGUACGCCCAGUGGGGCAGUGGCAAGUCUUUUCUCCUCAAGAAACUGGAGGAUGAGAUGAAGACAUUUGCCGGCCAGCAGGUGGAGCCAUUGCUGCAGUUUUCCUGGUUGGUGGUGGUGCUGACCCUGCUGCUCUGCGGCUCUGUGGCUCUUCUCCUGGGCUUUACUGUUGACCCCAAGCUGGCCAUUGCUGUGGCUCUCAGCCUGCUUGCUCUCCUCUACAUCUUCUUUGUGCUGGUGUACUUUGGCGGUCGAAAAGAAGGUGAGAGCUGGGCGUGGCUCAUCAGCACCCGGCUGGCCCGUCACAUUGGCUACCUAGAACUGCUGCUCAAACUGAUGUUCGUAAACCCACCGGAGCUCCCUGAGCAGACCACCAAAGCCCUCCCCGUCAGGUUUCUGUUCACAGACUAUAAUCGCCUGUCGAGUGUGGGAGGGGAGACCUCCAUGGCUGAGAUGAUUGCCACGCUGUCAGAUGCAUGUGAAAGAGAGUUUGGCUUCAUGGCCACCAGACUCUUCAGGGUCUUUAAAAAUGAUGAGUCACAAGGAAAAAAGUGGAAGAAGACAUGCUGUGUACCAUCCUUUGUGCUCUUUGCACUGACGCUGGCAUGUCUGGUGACCGGCAUGGCCCUGCUGGCUAUCUUCAAGGUAGAGCCCGCUAAUAUUACAGUGAACGCGGUGCUGGUGGCCAUGGCCAGCGUGGUGGGUCUGGCUCUGCUGCUGAACUGCAGGACCUGGUGGCAAGUUGCUGACUCAGUGCUACACUCACAGAGGAGGAGACUGCAUAGCGCUGCCAACAGCAUGCACAAGCUCAAGAGUGAAGGUUUCAUGAAGGUUCUAAAGUGUGAGGUGGAACUUAUGGCUAAAAUGGCAAAAACCAUUGAUGGCUUCACACAGAAUCAGACUCGCCUGGUCGUAAUCAUCGAUGGCCUGGACUCCUGCGAGCAAGACAAAGUGCUGCAGAUGCUGGAUACGGUUAGGGUGCUUUUCUCUAAGGGCCCUUUCAUUUCCAUCUUUGCCAGCGACCCCCACAUCAUCAUCAAAGCCAUCAACCAGAACCUGAACAGUGUGCUGCGUGACUCCAACAUCAACGGCCACGACUACAUGCGCAACAUUGUGCACUUGCCCGUCUUCCUGAACAGCCGCGGCCUCAGCACAGCCAAGAAGCUCAGCAUGGCAGCGCCCACCAACGGAGACCUGCUUGGCGCUGAGGCAUGGCAUGAGGACAUGGACAGAAAGUUUCAGUCUCAGAACAGUCUUGGAGAGCAGGCGAAGCAGGGCAGUAAGACCGCACUGAACCGCAGGGACACGUACCGGCGGCGUCAGAUGCAGCGCACAGUCACACGUCAGAUGUCCUUUGACCUGACCAAGCUGCUGGUCACCGAGGACUGGUUCAGUGAUAUCAGCCCUCAGACCAUGAGGAGACUGCUCAACAUUGUAUCAGUCACAGGUCGGCUCCUCCGAGCCAAUCAGAUCAUCUUUAACUGGGACCGUUUGGCAUCAUGGAUCAACCUGACGGAGGAGUGGCCCUAUCGGACUUCUUGGCUUAUCCUCUUCCUUGAGGAGAAUGAUAUUGUCUCGGACCAGGUCACGCUUAAGACCAUCUAUGAGAGGAUUUCCAAAAACAUUCCCACCACCAAAGAUGUGGAGCCACUGCUGGAGAUUGACGGAGACAUCCGCAGUUUUGAGGUGUUCCUGUCCUCUCGAACUCCUGUGCUCACAGCUCAUGAUGUAGAGAUGUUCCUGCCCUGCACUGUCAACUUGGACCCCAAACUUCGUGAGAUCAUUGCAGACGUGCGUGAUGCCCGUGAGCAGAUGCACAUCGGAGGAGUGAGCUAUCCCACGCUCCCCUUGCAGGAGGCUCCGGUGCGGACACACUCAGUGUUUGGUCAGGCCCCUACAGCAUGCUCUCCCACCACCUCCUUCCCCGCACAACCCCACAGCAGCUACUUCAGCGGCCUCACCGGCCCACAGCACCCUUUCUACAACCGGCCAUAUUUCCCUCAACAUGUUUAUCACCUGCCCCGACAUUAUCCCGGCAACCCCCUCCAUGCCCCCUCCCGCCCACCCUCCAAACUGGCCUUCCAUAAGGACCUCAGCUCUGGACUAGGCAUUAUCAGAGAAGAUGCCUUUGAGAGAUUCCCCUCCCCCUCUGUGACAAAGUCUCAGCCCCCCAGAGUAAAGCAGGGCUCUGGUCCUGCAGUACCUCCUGGGCUCCUCGGUUCUCUCAGCACUGAGGGAGUGUGCGAGAGACUCAGGCAGAUCGAGGGACUGGACGACAGCAUGAUGGAGCAGUACACCAGCACUGUCAAAAAGGCAAACAUCAAUGGGCGAGUCCUGUGCCAGUGUAACCUGGAUGAGCUGAGGAAGGAGAUGAACAUGAACUUUGGAGACUGGCAUCUCUUCAAGGCAAUGGUGCUGGAGCAGAGGCAGGUGGAGAGCCAGCUGCUGCAGGAGGAGUGUGGAGGUGGCAGUGAGCAGGGCAGCAGUGUUCUGGCCCAACCUGAUCCCCCCUCCCGUCCUGCUGCAGCCCCCAACGACAGCACCCUGCGCUACAGCCUUAAUCUCAGCUUUGAGGAGCUCAGCACAGCUGGUCUGGAGGAACCUGUCAGGCAACCCAGCAACCACUGGACGGGUGCGAGUCACAGGACUUCUAGCAUGUCUAGCCUGAAUUCUCAGGAGUCCUCCAACGACAUCAGCAAGCUGACGGACCGACAGCAAGCCGAGUACCGCAGCGCCUACCAGGACUACAUUUCCCACAUGGCUCAGCUGGAAAGCCAAACCAUACUGGGCUCUGAAGACAAGGCCAAGGAUGGUGAGCAGGAAGGCCGCAAGCCCUUUAAAAGAAACCCCAAAACCGCAGACAGCAUGGCAGACUACGCCAAUGCCCAGGAUGCCAGCCUGCUCCAUCCCAUCACUGAAGAAGACGAAAAACCAGAGCGCGGAGCUGCUCGCAAAGCCUCUGUAAGCCGAGGCAAUUACCACAACGUGUCCAGCCAAGAAGAAGAGGAGGACGAGGAGUCCGGCACCGAGGAGACGGACGCCACCCCUCUGCUCUGGGAAGAGCAGCGGGCAGCUGGAGAGCAGCCGCUCCUGCCCAAGGCCGUGAAGAGCUUCAUCUCAGCAGUCACGUUUGACAAGAAAGAGUCUUCGGACUCAGGCAUGAGGUCCAGUGGCAGCUCUUCGGACCGCUCCUUACAAGACGAAGAAGAAGAGGAAGAGGUAAACUCGCAGGAGAGAGCUGUGGGCCAGGAGGAGGAGCGUCUGAUCCAGCUGGUGCUGGAGAGCCCAGUGCGGAAGCGCCUGAGUGGUAUUCAAGACCCUACCAUAGCCCGCAUGUCCAUCUGCUCAGAGGCUCCGUCUGAGGGCAGCCCGCCGGCAAGCAGCCCUGAGGAGAACUGGCCGGCCUCGGCCGUCACCAACCUGAACCGGCCUACCAGCGACUUGCCUCUGAACAACAACAAUGGCAAUGAGGAGGGCCAAAAUGACAGCACCCCACUCAUCAUUGGGCCGGGCACUGCCACAGUGCCCAACCAGAACUUAAUCGGGGGCCGCCUGCGUAGAACAACGUCUUCUGGACGGGACGCAGAAGGGGGUGAAGAACGGGAGAGCGUGCUGUGAAGAGCCACCAUGGUCUACAGCAGCGGUCACCAGCCUUUGUUCCAGAGAUCUGCCUUCCUAAAGAAGGUUCCAGUCAUAAUAAGGCACACCUACUAUAGACAGUUAACAUCUUCAGUAGACCCCAAUCGUCUGCAUUAGGUGCAGUAGCGUUAGGUGAGAAGGGAGGCAGCAUGGUAGACGUAGUUUGGAACUAAAUUCUGCAGGAAGGUAUAUCUACAGGAAGAAGGGCUUUAUUAUGUGGAUCAGGGGCUGAAGCAAAUCUCUUUAGGGUGGUAGAUCUCCAGGACCAGGAUUGUUCACCACUGUUCUAGUCUUUCAGACUUUUAAUGUCCGCAUUACAGUCGAUAUCACAAGCAAAAUAAGCUAGCAAGUGAAACACUGUAGCUAGCUAGCAGAACUGUCUUUCCUUGCAAGUGAUGCAUUUAGUUUUACCACUUGUAAGAUAUUCUCAGCACACAAGACACACAUCUGCACGCUUAACUGAAAUUUUUGGGGGGAUUUUUCAGUCAUGCUAAUUUAAAUUACAUCCAUGGGCUAACAACAGGUUUGUCCAUUGGGCAGUGUUGACGAGUGCACCAUCACCCCCUACUUAGAGCUCCACCUUCACACUCAGUUUGUUCCCACCCUACAUUAAGUCUACAUUCCCACCCACAUUUAGUCCAAAACUUCUCAUGAUUGUUCUUAUUACAAGAUCACAUCUGGCCCUACAAAACUAGGACAACACUAAAAUGGGCAGGGCAGGGACCACUUGGUCACGCACUGCAGUGUAAAAGCGUUCAUUCAAAGCUGAAACUAUUGUUACUGAUUGCCACACAGAAAAGCCAGUGCAGCUAUUGAUCUUGAUGUUACGUAGUGAUACCUGAUAUUGACUGUAGACCAGUCAUUAUGGAAUAUGAAAUCUGUUGGCAAGAACAUGGAUAAAGUGAGAACUGCAUCAGAUGGCUCACUGUCAGACGAAGGACAAGGGUCAAACUUCCUCAAAGUAAUAAGUGACCAUUUACAAAAUCAUCUCAUUAAACUGAGGCUUUUAGAGUCUUCAGAAAUAGAAAGAACGUAUACAUUUGUAGCAGUUUUAGGUGCUAGAAAAAUGCGGUCAGAAGUGAAGUGAGACUGUAACUGUUUUAGAGGCCGUGCUGUGAAACUCUUAUUGUGGCCUGUUAAGUGUGUUGGAGUUCUUAAUUAACAAUAGGUUAGUGUGCUGUAACAUGUAUUGGUGGAUCAUUAGUGGACUGAUAUCACAGUGAAGAAAUAAAUGUGUGAUGUUGUUUCUGUAAUGUGUAUGGUGACUUAGAAAUUGUGAUCACUCUACGGAGGGCGAAUGCUUUCCACUUUACUAUUUAUUAAUCGUUUGUGCAUAUCAGUGUUACAUCCGGCGAAUAAAAAAAGCUUCUGUCAGAACCCUGAAUGCUCUGUAAGUGUGAUAAGUUAUUUCCUCAAAAUGCAUGGCCAUGUUUAAGGAAGUAAUAAACAUUUCUACAUUGCGAACAG